AGGGAGGAGCUGUCCGCUCGCCCGCUGCCGCCGCUCGGCUCCAUACCCGCCGGCGCAGCCCCGCCACGAGACUCUGACAGCGGCGCGGCCGGCGAAGCUCGGGCGCGCAGGGACCGGCGGACCCCGGCGGCGAAGGAGGACGCCAGGACCGCCGCCCGGAGCCAAGUGCGGGAGGCGCGCGGGGCCGGCGGCGCGCGGAGAUCUCCUCUGAGCAGCUGGGAGCUCAGAAGCUCUCUCCAACCCUGAGGAGUGGGUCAGCCACAAGAGCAAGAAGUGAUGGCGUGGAGUCCACCCAGGGCCUGAGGCAUGAGCAGAGUCCACGCCCAUUAGACCUGGAGCCUGGGUGUUUGGGGCUGCACUGCUGGGGAGAUCCAAGAAGAAUCAAUGCUUUGGCCCCUGGCGACAUGUACACGGUGUAAUGACAGCUUUAUUGUCACCAAGGAGCCACAGGGACAUGAAUAGACACAGUUCCCAGUGUCGAAAGCGAGAUAGCUCACCCUCUCAGGACUGCUGUGGAAGGUUGUGGAGAGAGGCCAGGAAGGAGGAAAUGAGCAGAUUUGCAGAAAAACUGGCGUCCUGAAAUUUAAAACUAAGGCGUCGGUGCUUACAGAGCUGCUCUGAGCUGUGAGCCAACAGGAGGCUGGGAGCUCUCCUCUAAAUUGCUUUGUGACCUUGGACAAGAACCCUCCCCUUCCUGGACUGCAAAUUUCCUCCUCUGUAAAAUGAAGGGUUGGGCUCUGGCUGAGAACAUGGCCAAUGACAUUGACGAGCUCAUUGGCAUUCCCUUCCCCAAUCACAGCAGUGAGGUCCUGUGCAGCCUCAAUGAGCAGCGGCACGAUGGCCUGCUGUGUGACGUGCUCCUGGUGGUGCAGGAGCAGGAGUAUCGGACCCACCGCUCCGUCCUGGCUGCCUGCAGCAAGUACUUCAAGAAGCUUUUCACAGCCGGCACCCUAGCUAGCCAGCCGUAUGUCUACGAGAUCGACUUUGUCCAGCCUGAGGCUCUGGCUGCUAUCCUGGAGUUCGCCUACACCUCCACGCUCACCAUCACCGCCGGCAACGUCAAGCACAUCCUCAACGCAGCCAGGAUGCUGGAGAUCCAGUGCAUCGUGAACGUGUGCCUGGAGAUCAUGGAGCCUGGGGGGGACGGGGGGGAGGAGGAUGACAAGGAGGACGAUGACGACGAUGAAGAUGAUGAUGAGGAGGAGGACGAGGAGGAGGAGGAGGAAGAAGAGGAGGAUGACGAUGAUGACACGGAGGACUUUGCUGACCAAGAAAACUUGCCUGACCCCCAGGACAUCAGCUGCCACCAAAGCCCUUCCAAGACGGACCAUCUCACAGAGAAGGCCUAUUCAGACACCCCCAGGGACUUCCCUGACUCCUUCCAGGCUGGCAGUCCUGGCCAUCUGGGGGUGAUCCGGGACUUCUCCAUCGAAUCUCUGCUGAGGGAGAACCUGUACCCCAAGGCCAACAUCCCCGACAGGAGACCCUCCUUGUCUCCAUUCGCCCCGGACUUCUUCCCACACCUCUGGCCAGGGGACUUCGGUGCCUUUGCCCAGCUGCCUGAGCAGCCCAUGGACAGUGGGCCACUGGAUCUAGUCAUCAAGAAUCGGAAGAUCAAGGAGGAGGAGAAGGAGGAGCUGCCCCCACCCCCACCGCCACCCUUCCCUAAUGACUUCUUCAAGGACAUGUUCCCUGACCUGCCGGGGGGGCCUCUGGGACCCAUCAAGGCAGAGAACGACUACGGUGCCUAUCUCAACUUCCUGAGUGCCACCCACCUGGGAGGCCUCUUCCCACCCUGGCCCCUGGUGGAAGAGCGCAAGCUGAAGCCCAAGGCCUCUCAGCAGUGCCCCAUCUGCCACAAAGUCAUCAUGGGGGCCGGGAAGCUGCCACGGCACAUGAGGACCCAUACCGGGGAGAAGCCAUACAUGUGCACCAUCUGCGAGGUCCGCUUCACCAGGCAGGACAAGCUGAAAAUCCACAUGCGGAAGCACACAGGGGAGCGGCCCUACCUGUGCAUCCACUGCAAUGCCAAGUUCGUGCACAACUACGACCUCAAGAACCACAUGCGCAUCCACACGGGCGUGCGGCCCUACCAGUGCGAGUUCUGCUACAAGAGCUUCACGCGCUCUGACCACCUGCACCGCCACAUCAAGCGCCAGAGCUGCCGCAUGGCGCGGCCCAGACGCGGCCGCAAGCCUGCUGCGUGGAGGGCCGCCAGCCUGCUCUUCGGGCCCAGCGGCCCAGCCCCCGACAAGGCGGCCUUCAUGAUGCCCCCCGCGCUGGGCGAGGUGGGCGGCCACCUGGGCGGCGCAGCCGUGUGCCUCCCGGGCCCCAGCCCCGCCAAGCACUUCCUGGCAGCGCCCAAGGGCGCCCUGAGCCUGCAGGAGCUGGAGCGGCAGUUCGAGGAGACGCAGAUGAAGCUGUUCGGGCGCGCGCAGCUGGAGGCUGAGAGGAACGCGGGGGGCCUCCUGGCCUUCGCGCUGGCCGAGAACGUGGCGGCGGCGCGGCCCUACUUCCCGCUGCCCGACCCGUGGGCCGCCGGCCUGGCCGGCCUCCCUGGGCUCGCCGGCCUCAACCACGUGGCCUCCAUGUCCGAAGCCAACAACUAGGCUGGUCCCUCUUGACUCCAGCCCACCAGCCCUCCAGUCCUUCUCCCUCCAGGCCCGCUCUACCCUACCCCAUGGAUCUGAACUUUUCAUUUUAAAAACACAAAGGGAAAAUGGGAAAUAAUAAUAAUAAUACUAUCAGUGAUGGCAUUUUCCCAGGCUCCUAAAGCAGUUGCCUCCUUUUGCUGGUCUGAGACGGGCAUCUUUUCCCACAAGGCCAGGAGCCCGGGCCUCCCUCCCUGGCUGUCUCUCUGGCUCUCACAUAGAAACUUGCACUGGCCCAUGCCACAAAGAACUGGGUGCCCAGGGGCACUUAGGAGCUGAGUGAGUUACGAGGGGUCAGGGGGUGGUUGGCCUGGUGCCCAGCCAGACGGAGCAGCAGGAGGUAGGGGCUGGGCAUGCACCUUGGUUAAGCCCCAUCCCCUAUGGCAGAGUCUCUGCCAACACUCCUCUGAGGGCUCAUUUUCCAGUCUCCAGUGGCCCCGGGGUCUUUUUGAGAACUACCCACCUGCCACAUAGAAAGAAAUGCUCUGUUGGCAGGGAGGCCUCCUGGAGCCAGUCAGGAACCAGGCUCUGGAAGGCCAGGGCCAUUUUUUCCCUGACCUGUCCUGUGACCUUGACAGGUCAGCCCUCUGUAGCUCAGUGUCACCCGGCUAUGGAAGGGGCUGGUAACUGAGGUUUCCUCCCUCCACCUCUAAACACAUACACACCUAUCCCCCCAGAGAAUCCCAGAGAUGGUAGGAGUUUUGUACUCCCCAAGUCCAUGGGGAAACAGUUUAUCUUUCUGGACUUAGUUUUAUCACAUCCAGCUCUAUAUUAGCAUAUUAGCAUAGGUGAGAAAUAUGACCAGACUAGACAGCGGUCAGGUCAUCAGGGGAGCUUCGGAGCUUCACCAAAGCCCCACAGGCAGCUCUGCGAACUCCGAAUGCUACCCUACCUUCCCUGCAGGCCGCUGUUCAUGUCUGGACCCCUGGAGGCACUACUUAGUGUUUACCCCCAUCUCCAAUGCCCCCUCCAAGGCUAUGCAGUGUCUUGGGGCUCUCAGGGCCAACAUCGAAGAGAUGGGGGCCACCUCUUAACACCUGGCAACUGUCUCCCCUCACCCUGAUUCCUGAAAACAGACAAAAUAUCUGGUUUUCUAGGGUUUAUCUGUUUGUUUUUUGAGUUGUGGGUUCCUCAGGGCCUUGGCAUUGCUAGUGAUGGUCCCCUUUGCUGUGUGAGAAGCCCCUCAACCCCUUCCUCCUCCCUCUGGGGAUGAAGUAGGAGUAUUUGGCUCCCCUUUUUUGACAAAAGGGCUCAGUGCGGGGAGGUGGAAGCCUCUGAGGUUUGAAGGGCUCUGUGAGUUAGAGCUGCCACAUGUCCUCCUGGUUCUUGAGUUUGCAGCAGGUCCUGAAAAGGAAGGCUCUGCUGGCCCCGUGCCUCCCUGACCUCUCUCCUUCCCUCCCCUCUCUUUUCGUGCCAAGUUUGCUUUGGUUUCUGAGCAGCCCAGAGAGGAGGAGGGUUCAUCCCCAGGGAGGGCCCAGGGCUGGCGUCCCCAAUCCCUGUGCUGUGGGCACAAAGAGACUUCAGCUUUUCCUGUUGCCUUGGCUUUUUCCUGAGCAAAAACACAACAAACAAAAAGGCCAGAGAAGAGCACAGACUCUGUCCCUCUCACAGCUCUCCAGAAGAGACCCCCUGAUUCUUCACACCACCGGAUGCCACUCCAGCCAGCAGGAUUGCUACACACACCCUCUGUUCUCAGAAGUCAUCUGCCUGGGCAGCCGCCUCUCAGAUUCCUGUCUUCGUUUCAGACACUUGCCUCUGAAGCAUGCCCAUGUCCACCAGCCAACGUGCCCGUGUCCCCCCCAUCAGCCAAGCGAUUGGGGCUGAACUAGACUUUAAAAGAGAGGGAAAAAAAAAAAAAAAAAGGAAACCUGAAUAAAUUGGAAUCCAGUGGUGUUGGGGCUUUUGUUUUUAUUUUGUAAAGGUGAUGACUUCUUAUAAACUCAAUUUUUCAGAUGA
Messenger RNA from Symphalangus syndactylus (siamang), 4607 nucleotides. RefSeq names its product zinc finger and BTB domain containing 7C (gene ZBTB7C). Gene Ontology annotation, molecular function: RNA polymerase II cis-regulatory region sequence-specific DNA binding; protein binding; DNA-binding transcription factor activity, RNA polymerase II-specific. Gene Ontology annotation, biological process: regulation of transcription by RNA polymerase II. Lineage: Eukaryota; Metazoa; Chordata; Mammalia; Primates; Hylobatidae. The record is from RefSeq and is a predicted model, not a curated record.